CUCACGAAUCGAUUAAAAAACGUUUAAUCGGCGUGAAAAUGGGCUACCUUCAACUUAUAGAGGUGGAAAACUUCAAAUCUUACCAAGGGAAGCAGAUAAUCGGCCCCUUCACGCGGUUCAGCGCAGUCAUCGGCCCAAAUGGCUCAGGAAAGUCCAACCUGAUGGACGCCAUCAGUUUCGUGCUUGGCGAGCAGAAAAGGAACCUGCGCGUUCGAUCUCUUCGCGACCUGGUCUACGGCGCGCCCGUCGGGCGACCCGUGGCGAACCGUGCACAUGUCAGCAUGAUAUACGCCGAGGAGGGUGGCUCCCACACCGUCUUCACUCGCACCAUCAUCGGUUCUACAUCGGAAUAUCGUGUUGACAAACGGGUCUUGAAUUUCAAUGAAUAUAGUGCACAGCUUGCCAAACGUGGAAUCCUAACGAAAGCGAGAAACUUCUUAGUGUUCCAGGGCGCGGUGGAGUCUAUCGCGAUGAAGACCCCGAAGGAGCGCACCUGGCUAUUUGAGCAGAUCAGCCAGUCGGGGGAGUUGGCUAAGGAGUAUGAGCAGUGCAAGACCGCUAUGCUCAAGGCCAACGAGGACACGCAGUUCAACUACCACUGCAAGCGCAACAUCACGGCCGAGCGCAAGGAGGCACGGCUAGAAAAAGAGGAGGCAGAGAAUUACCGUCAUCUGCGCGAUGAGCUGGCCUCGGCCCACACGCAACUGAACCUCUUCCUCCUCUACCAAAACGAGCAGCAAAUGAAUCUUCUGGAAAACGAACUCGCCGGUGUCGGUGACCAGCUUAACCAGCAGCGUGCGCUCAUAUCCACCACGGAUGAUGAGCUGCGCGUGCGCAAGCAGGAGAUAGGCCGCCUGGGUCGUGAGCUACAGCAAGUGGAGAAGGCUAUCAAAGCAAAAGAGAUGGUUCUCGGGCAGUCGAGGCCACAGUACAUCAAGGUGAAGGAGAACAUCAGUCACCGGUUGCGCAGGAUGGAGUCGGCCCGUCAGUCGCUGCAGAAUGCGCGCACUGAGUGGGUACGACGCAAAAAGGACAUCGAUGAGCUGGAGCGGGAGCUGGUGGCCGUGGAGAGAGCUCGGCAGGACUUUGAGCAGCUCGUGGGCACUCAGAGCCAGAGCGAGGACUUCGAAAUAGACGAGAGCCAGGUGCAGGAGUACUACUGUCUGAAGGAGGAGGCUGGCAGGAGAGCGGGGGGAAUGACACAAGAGCUGGAGACUUUCAAGAGGGCACAGAAGGCCGACCAAGAACAUCUGGAGCUUGAAACUCGUAAGAUGAAGGAAACACAGAGCAAAGUGAAGCAAAAACAGCAAGAGUUUGAAGACCAACAGAACAGAAUUGAAAAAAUUAAACAAUAUAUUGAAAAAACCAGAUCGGCGAUAGAGGAGUUGGACGUCGAGCAGGUGAGUCUGACGGAGCAGGUGGAGGGCGCGCGGCGUCGUGCCCUGGAGAUUAACGACGAGGUGGUGUCGCUCACGGCCCAGCUGGGCGACGCACGCACCGAGCAACACGAGGACAAACGCUUCAAGCGCCGCGCUGAGGCCCUCGACAGCCUCUUGAGGCUUUUCCCCGGCGCCAUCUUUGGGCGACUGGUGAACCUGUGCCAACCCACGCACAGGAAGUACCAGCUGGCCGUCACCAAGGUGCUAGGCCGCAACAUGGAGGCCAUCAUUGUGGACACGGACAGCACGGCGCGAGACUGCAUCCGCUACCUCAAGGAGCAGCGCUGUGAGGCCGAGAUGUUCCUCCCUCUCGACUACCUGCAGGUGAGGCCGAUCAACGAGCGCCUGCGGGAGCUGAGGGGCGCCAAGCUCCUGAUGGACGUCAUCAAGUUCGACCCGCCGCAGGUGUCGCGCGCGCUGCAGUUUGCCUGCAGCAACGCUCUCGUGUGCGAGACGCUGGAGGACGCACGCCACAUCGCCUUCGGUGGCCACGUCCGCCAGAAGUGCGUGUCGCUGGACGGCACCCUCUUCUCCAAGUCUGGUGUGGUGUCAGGUGGCUCUAGCGACCUGAAAGCCAAGGCUCGGCGCUGGGAUGACAAGCUGGUGGACAAGCUCAGGGAGAAGAAGGAGCAGCUUUUGGAGGAGCUUCGCGUAAAUUUAAGCAUAAGACGCAAGGAAGCCGAUCUGCGGCAGAUACAGUCGCAGCUACACGGCAUGCAGACCAGGCUCAAGUACUCUCAGAGCGACAUGGAGCAAACACGCGUCAAGCUGCAAGCCAGUCUGCAGGAAAAGUCAAAACUGGAGUCUCACCUCGCAAACUUGGAGCCGCAUAUGGACGAGGUGCGAGAGGGCAUGGCCGCACGAGACAAUGAAGCUGAGGAAGUCACCGAAAAGAUGAAUAAGUUGGAGGAUGAGGUGUUUAAGGAUUUCUGCGUUGAAGCUGGAGUCGCCAACAUCAGAGAGUUUGAAGAGGUAAAGCUCAAGUGGCGUGAGGAAGUCACAAAGAAGGGUUCGGAGUUUGACAACCAGAAGACGCGACUGGGCAUACAGCUGGAUUACGAGAGAAUGCAGCUGAAGCAGGAGCAGAGCAAAGUGAAGAUGUGGGACGCGGCAAUUGCCAAGGACGAGGCCGAGAUAGAUUGCGUGAAAAAGGAUGAGCAGAGGAGUCGGGAUGGGGUCGAGCAUCUUGUGUCCGAGAUGCACACCUUGAAGAAUCAACUUUUGGCCAAACAAGGCGAGGUCACCAAUAAAGCACAAGCGGCCGAGGAGGUUCGGAGGAAGCUGUUAGCCUUCAACAGACAAGCAGUGCAGCUGCAGAACGAAGUGACAGCGCUGGAGACAAAGCUGGAGCAGCAGCGCAGCACACGGCACAACCUGCUGCUGACGUGCAAGUUGCAGGAUAUCAAGCUGCCUCUGCGCAACGGCAACAUGGACUCCAUCAGCCAGGAGCUGGGGGCUACACAGCCAGAAAGUACAACAGAGACCGGGACGAGCUCGGAGCACACCAACUCCGUUUACGCGCGUGAAGCCGCCAUUGAGGUGGACUACCGCAAGCUCAGCCGCCAGUAUAAGGACAUUAACAGGGAGGAUGAUAUCAAUCAUGCCACAGAUGAGCUGAAUAAGCAGGUGACAAACCUGCAAACUGGUAUGCAGCGCAUCGUUGCUCCCAACAUGAAAGCUACAGAGAAGUUUGAAAAUGUGCGUGGCAAGUUCCUGGAGACUGCCGAAGCGCUUGAAGAGAGCAGGAAAAGAUCAAAGCAAGCACAAAUGGCAUUCAACAAGGUGCAACGGCUGAGAUUCGACCGUUUUAAUGGGUGCCUGGAGCACCUGUCCAUCGCAAUCGAUGACAUCUAUAAGAAGCUGGCGCAGAACAAUAGUGCACAGGCAUUUCUGGGACCGGAGAAUGCGGAGGAGCCGUACUUGGACGGCAUCAAUUAUAACUGCGUGGCACCUGGAAAGCGCUACCAACCCAUGGACAACCUGUCCGGUGGGGAGAAAACCGUGGCUGCUCUCGCUCUGCUCUUCGCCAUUCACAGCUACAGACCUUCACCUUUUUUUGUCCUGGAUGAAAUUGACGCAGCCCUGGAUAACACAAACAUUGGAAAGGUGGCAAACUACAUCAAAGAGCAGUCUGUGGAGAACUUCCAGGUUAUAGUCAUCUCCCUCAAAGAAGAAUUGUUUGCACGUGCUGACGCACUCAUUGGUGUAUACCCCGAGCAAGGGGACUGCUUGAUCAGUCAUGUGGUGACGAUGGAUCUGUCGCGCUUCCCCGACGAGCUGUCGGCCGACAGGUCCCAUCAGCGCCGCGAACACGACAGCGCCUCUGUGCACUCCGCUUUAUCGGAUAAUACGUUCACUCCGAAUUCCUCUCUAGCGUAGUGUUCCUCCACUACUCCUCGCUGCCUAUGGCCACGUCUGUGCAGCCCUUAAAGUAGAGGUGGGGAUUUGAAGCUUUCGUGACUGUAAGGAUUCGUACUCCUUGUUUUUUUCGG
This is a messenger RNA of Lethenteron reissneri (Far Eastern brook lamprey), 3931 nucleotides long. RefSeq names its product structural maintenance of chromosomes protein 1A-like. Gene Ontology annotation, molecular function: ATP hydrolysis activity; protein binding; ATP binding. The record is from RefSeq and is a predicted model, not a curated record. Gene Ontology annotation, biological process: sister chromatid cohesion. Gene Ontology annotation, cellular component: nucleus; chromosome; meiotic cohesin complex. NCBI's taxonomy places the organism in Eukaryota, Metazoa, Chordata, Hyperoartia, Petromyzontiformes, Petromyzontidae.